AGUUUCACCUCCAGCUCCGGCUCUUAAUGAUUCGUCCGCUGCAGAUCUGACUAUCACUCUCCCUUUUCUGGGUUACUGUACUUUUUGGAAGAAUCUCGGUUUAUCACCAACAAAUAAUCCUCUCUCCUCUUCUGCUAGCCCCGUGAGCAUCACCAAACCUCUGGAGCCACCAUGACGGAGGCGGAGGCGUUUGAGAAGAAGCAGCAGCAGCACAAGCCCAGCAACGGGAACGUUCCUCCGGAGGCCACCAGAGAAGACGUGUUUGAUCACACAUACAAAGAGAAGGAAGGCCCCAAACCUCCCAGCAACAUCGUAUGGAGAAAUGUCAUAAUGAUGACUUUAUUGCAUAUAGGUGCCAUGUACGCCUUGCUCCUAGUCCCUUCAGCAUCUCCUAUGACCUUGCUUUGGUCUGUCCUUUGUUUUUUGAUAAGUGCUUUAGGAGUCACUGCAGGAGCUCACCGCCUGUGGAGUCACAGAUCCUACAAGGCCACAUUACCUCUAAAGAUCUUUCUCGGUGUCGCUAACUCCAUGGCGUUUCAGAAUGAUAUCUUCGAAUGGGCUCGAGACCACAGGGUUCACCACAAAUUCUCAGAGACUGACGCCGACCCUCACAACGCUGUGCGGGGCUUCUUCUUCGCCCACAUUGGCUGGCUGCUCGUGCGCAAACACCCCGACGUCAUCGAGAAGGGGCGCAAGCUGGAGCUCAAAGACCUGCUGAAUGACAAAGUUGUAAUGUUCCAAAGGAAGUACUACAAGCCGUCUGUGCUGCUCAUGUGCUUCUUCAUCCCCAUGUUCGUGCCUUGGUACCUGUGGGGGGAGUCUCUGUGGGUGGCCUAUUUUGUCCCGGCUCUGCUGAGGUACACCUUGGUGCUGAAUGCCACCUGGCUGGUCAACAGUGCCGCUCACAUGUGGGGGAACAGACCCUACGACAAGAACAUCAACCCCCGGGAGAACAAGUUUGUCACGUUCAGCGCUAUAGGCGAGGGAUUCCACAACUACCACCACUCCUUCCCGUACGACUACGCCACCAGCGAGUUCGGCUGCAAGUUGAACCUCACCACUUGUUUCAUCGACUUCAUGUGCUUCUUUGGCCUGGCUAAAGACCGCAAGAGGGUGUCCAACGAGGUAGUCCAGGCCCGGAUACAGCGCACGGGAGACGGAAGCCCCCGGAGUGGCUAAGAUCUUCGAAACUGUGUUCAGCUUCGAGGAAGAUACAACGGCAAAAAAAGAAGAAGCUUCACAGUCCUUUGACAGCUCUACAUUCUUCAUCCUCUGAGGAAACAAGUCAGCUUCAUUAGGGCCUCGACCACAUUUUGCUUGUUUUUGUGGUUUUUGUAGCUGUAACUACACAAAUUGUCCGAGAUGGAUAACAACCCAACAUUUUUUUUUGCAAAGCUCUUGGCCUGGGUUUCUACUGUUCCGACAGGCCAAAGUGUUGCAAAGAUGUUUUAGAUUUGAAGUAGAUCCAUUUCUGAAAAGUUAACUUCAUUCUGUUUCUGCUGUCUUCAUGCAAGUCAUGGUAGCCGAUCAUUUUUAUGUAAGUAUUACUGAAUUAUUAAUCAAAGUAGACACAGAAAUGUGGAGUUACAACUGAUAAGGAACAAUACUGAUUGGAGACUGUUGCCUUUACUGCAGUUUACAGCAACCUUUUACAGCUCUGAUAGAAAUUUGGAGAACUUGACGAGCUGAGAAAAAAAAGGGAAACAUUUUUGUUUAGUGAAGACAAAGUUGCUGGCUUUAAUGAUAUAGGGCACAUUUUGAAGAGCAAGGGAACCCAGACCAUCUCCUUUUAUCUACAUUGACAAAGUUGCAGCGCGUACUCGGUUUUUCUUCUGCAGCAAAUUGAAACAAAUGUGAUUUUUCUUAAAGCAAAUGAAGGGACACACUUAUCUUUGAAAUAAAAAACUGCCAUCUAAAGAGACAAGAUGUGAUUUUAACUUGAAACCAUGUGAUGUUUCAUCGUCUUUUUAAUGACUUUAACGUAGUGCUAAGAGCGUGCCAAUCGGCGACACAUUUACAAGCAUCUCAACAGAGCACACUUAGUCGAUAUUGCUUCUUCAGUUAACAUCAUCGUGGAAGUUUUUUAACAUUGUGGCAUCAGUUGCUUUGCUUUCCUCUUUCAGACUCUUUCUAUCUUUUUCUUUUUCCCCGCCCCUGUAACGUGCAAGCAGCAGAGAUCUGAUUGGUGGGACGUAGCAGCCGGUCACAUGACAGUUCUGGCGUUAUAUAAACAAAACAAAAAAAACAACACGCCGCCCAUGCAUGAUGAUAUUCUGUAGUAGGUGUCAUAGUGAGGUGUUUCUUCGGUGACUCUUAUGGCAGUCUAUUUUUGUAACGUGCUGUGGAGCUGCGUCGCUUUCCUGAGACGGGGUCUGGUUUCCCUUUGAUGUUCUAAAACGCUGAUUGUCACUGCAAAAAAAUUCAGGUGCAUCAAUGUUUAUGUUCACUUCUGGUGUGCCGAAUGCCUAUAUUAUCUUAUUUAUGUAUUUAUUUCUUUUUUUUCCUCAUUGACUAAAAAACCUGGACCUGAUUUCCCCUACUCUAAUAUUUGGCCAACAGUCUCGUAACAAACUAAAAGCACCUGUUUGUUUCCCCCCCCCCCCCCCCUAAGAGUCAGGAAACAACCAAAUGCCUUAUGACUUGCAUCCAUUCCUGAUCUUUCUACAUGUCUUCUCAGUUAAGACAAAAACAAAACAGAGCGAUGUCCAUGUUUACAGGCUGUAGCACCAGGUGGAACUUUUAAUUUUAGGCAAAUGGUAGCAUGAUAACAUACGAGAUCUGUAAAUGCAAACAGAGGAGAACAGGUGUCGAAUACAAACACAACUCCUGGUGCAAAAUGUUCAAUCCACAGAUUUUAAUAGCAAAGAGAACACCUGAUGGAUGUGCCAACUAGCUUCACCCCAUCUCGGCAUCAAAGGUGCUGUCAUGAGAGUCUUAAAGCACCAGACAAACCCGACAAUAUGUAUCACAAGCCAUGCAAACAACUCCUGCAGCAUAGAGCGCCAAAAUCUACAUUUUUCCCAGCAGUGAGGAGGAUCCAAAAGGUUGUCACUCUGAAUGAUUAUGUCAAAUCUCAACUGUACUCUAUUCUGAAAUAAAAUUCCCAAUAUUUUCAAUACACUCGUAAUUCCAUUAA
Messenger RNA from Notolabrus celidotus (New Zealand spotty), 3136 nucleotides. RefSeq names its product stearoyl-CoA desaturase (delta-9-desaturase) (gene scd). The transcript has 6 exons. Gene Ontology annotation, cellular component: endoplasmic reticulum membrane. The record is from RefSeq and is a predicted model, not a curated record. The coding region runs from base 172 to 1179 and encodes 335 amino acids. Gene Ontology annotation, molecular function: palmitoyl-CoA 9-desaturase activity; stearoyl-CoA 9-desaturase activity; iron ion binding. Gene Ontology annotation, biological process: response to fatty acid; unsaturated fatty acid biosynthetic process. NCBI's taxonomy places the organism in Eukaryota, Metazoa, Chordata, Actinopteri, Labriformes, Labridae.